Messenger RNA from Merops nubicus (carmine bee-eater), 1612 nucleotides. RefSeq names its product protein FAM184A-like. The transcript has 9 exons. The record is from RefSeq and is a predicted model, not a curated record. The annotation marks the transcript as partial. Lineage: Eukaryota; Metazoa; Chordata; Aves; Coraciiformes; Meropidae.
AUCUCCUUACUGAAGCAGAACCUGGAGAUGCAGCUUUCCCAGUCGCAGAGCUCUUUGCAGCAGCUACAAGCCCAGUUCAGUCAGGAGCGGCAGAGACUCACUCAGGAGAUCCAGGAAUUAGAAGAGGAGCAUCAGCAAAGGCAUAAGUCACUUCAGGAAGCCCAUAUCCUUGCCUUUCAAAAUAUGGAAGAAACAAAAGAGCAAGAACAAAAGGAAUUAGAAGAACGUUUACAACAGAAGCACUCGGAAGAACUUCAGGCACUGAAAGAAACACAUAAACAAGCCAUGGAAGGUUUCAAAUUGGAGAUGGAACAGGAACUUCAGACUCUACGAUUUGAGCUGGAGGAUGAAGGAAAGGCUAUGCUAGCUUCCUUGCGCUCAGAGCUAAAUCAUCAACAUGCAGCAGCAAUUGACCAGCUAAGGCACAACCAUCAACAAGAACUGGUAGCUGCCAAAAUGGAGCUUGAAAGAAGCAUAGAGCUCGGCAGGCGACAGGAGCAAGAAUUUUUAUGCCGAAUAUCAGAUCUACAAGAUGAACUGAGACACCGAGACCACCAUAUAGCUGAACUGGACAAAGAGAUUCUGCAUCUUCAUGAAAAUAUAAGUGCAUUGACCAAGGAAUUAGAGUUUAAAGGGAAAGAAGUUCUUAGAAUACGCAGUGAAUCCAACCAACAGAUCAGGAUGCAUGAGCAAGAUUUAAGCAAGAAACAUGAGAAAGAGCUGGAUGUCUUGACAGCAGAUCACAUCAGAGAGAAAGAAAGCAUGCUGGCAGAUUUUAAUAAGACCCAAGAGCUGCUCAAGGAAAUUAAUUCAGCUUUACAAAUUUCUUUAGAAGAAAUGGAAGAAAAAUACAAAAACAGAGAAUCAAGACCAGAAGACUUGCAGCUUAUCUCAGAACUGAAAGACCUAAUUGCCGAGCGGGACCAACUCAUAAAGAAAUUGAUUGAGGACAAAAAGUUCUAUCAGCUGGAGCUAGUUAACAGGGAGACUAACUACAACAAAAUGUUUAAUGCAAGCCCUAAUGUUGGUGUUAUUAAUCCAUUGGUGAAGCAAAAGAAGAAGAACGAUAAAUCAACAAACAGGUUUGUGAGUGUCCCCAAUCUAAGUGCUCUGGAAUCUAGCGGAGUGGUGGGCAAUGGACAUCCCAACCGCCUGGACCCCAUUCCUAACUCACCCAUCCAUGAUAUUGAGUUCAACAGCAGCAAACCACUACCACAGACAAUGCCACCCAAAGAGUCCAAGACGUUUUUGAGCCCUCCUCAGAAUGACGCGUCACCAGUGGCUUCACCAGACCCACAACGCCAGGAGUGGUUUGCCCAGUACUUCACCUUCUGAAAGAUGAUUUGUUUUUGUGGCACAGCGUGAUGUGGACUGUUAAUAAGAGCAUGACCUUAAAGGAACCCUCAUGUGAACAAGCUCUCCUGUAAUUUGUCAAACACUGUGAAUGAGAAAGUAUUUGUCUUUCUGAUUUGAAACUGCACUGUAUUUCAUGUUAUAUUUGUUGGAAUCACUUGACAUAGUACUAUAUAAUGUGUGUAAUUACAACUAUUUUUAUUUAAAAUGGAAGAAUCUUUAAACUUCGUAAUUACUGCAUAAUAAAUUUUGGUAGAAC